CGGGUAGUACCAGCUGAAAAUAUAUUCUCUUCAACUGACACCCCAAACUCUUCUCCCUGGUCCUUUUUAAUCCAGGAUGUGAAUCAGGAGGUUUACAAUUUCCUGGCGACAGCUGGAGCCAAAUAUGGGGUUGGCUUCUGGAAACCAGGCUCUGGAAUCAUUCACCAGAUAAUUCUAGAGAACUAUGCCUACCCAGGAGUCCUGCUCAUUGGCACAGACUCCCACACACCUAAUGGGGGCGGCCUGGGCUCCAUCUGCAUCGGAGUGGGUGGUGCUGACGCUGUGGACGUCAUGGCUGGUAUCCCAUGGGAGCUCAAGUGUCCCAAUGUGAUUGGAGUGAAGCUGACAGGUAGUCUAUCGGGCUGGACUUCUCCCAAGGAUGUUAUCCUGAAGGUGGCUGGGAUCCUGACAGUGAAGGGGGGCACUGGAGCCAUCGUGGAGUACCAUGGCCCAGGCGUCGACUCCAUUUCCUGCACCGGUAUGGCAACUAUCUGCAACAUGGGAGCUGAAAUUGGGGCCACCACCUCUGUUUUCCCCUACAACCACCGCAUGAAGACUUACCUGAAUAAGACUGGACGUGCAGACAUCGCUACCCUGGCUGACGAGCAUAAGGAUGACUUGGUCCCUGACAAAGGCUGCAAGUACGACCAGGUCAUUGAGAUCAACUUGAGUGAGCUGAAGCCCCAUAUCAACGGGCCCUUCACUCCUGACCUGGCCCACCCAGUGUCUGAGAUUGGUGAUGUGGCUGAAAAGAACGGCUGGCCCCUGGAGGUCAAAGUGGGUCUGAUUGGCAGCUGCACCAACUCCAGCUAUGAGGACAUGGGCCGCGCUGCUUCCCUGGCCAAGCAGGCCCUAGACAAAGGCCUGAAGUGCAAGGCUGCGUUCACAGUCACCCCCAGCUCUGAGCAGAUCCGCGCCACCAUCGAGAGGGAUGGCUUUUCUAAGAUCCUGAGGGAUGUGGGUGGAGUGGUCCUUGCUAAUGCUUGUGGACCCUGCAUUGGCCAGUGGGACAGGAAGGAUGUGAAGAAGGGGGAGAAGAACACUAUCGUCACUUCCUACAACAGGAACUUCACUUCCAGGAAUGAUGCCAACCCUGCCACUCAUGCUUUCGUCACAUCCCCUGAGAUUGUCACAGCCUUGGCCAUCGCUGGUACCCUGAAGUUYGAUCCUGAGACUGACUACCUCACCGCGGCCAAUGGUGAGAAAUUCAAGUUGGAGCCACCCAAUGGCGAUGAGCUACCUGCCCUUGACUUUGACCCCGGCCAGGACACCUACCAACACCCCCCUGCCGAGAGCGGCUCCGUUAUGGUGGACGUCAGCCCCACCAGCACCCGCCUGCAGCUGCUGGAGCCCUUUGACAAGUGGAAYGGCAAGGACCUUGAGGACCUGCAAGUGCUGAUC
Salvelinus sp. IW2-2015 is the source of this 1401-nucleotide messenger RNA. Its product is annotated as aconitate hydratase, mitochondrial. The record is from RefSeq and is a predicted model, not a curated record. Gene Ontology annotation, molecular function: 4 iron, 4 sulfur cluster binding; aconitate hydratase activity. NCBI's taxonomy places the organism in Eukaryota, Metazoa, Chordata, Actinopteri, Salmoniformes, Salmonidae. Gene Ontology annotation, cellular component: cytosol; mitochondrion. Gene Ontology annotation, biological process: tricarboxylic acid cycle.